This is a messenger RNA of Acromyrmex echinatior (Panamanian leafcutter ant), 542 nucleotides long. RefSeq names its product death-associated protein 1. The record is from RefSeq and is a predicted model, not a curated record. Gene Ontology annotation, biological process: negative regulation of autophagy; apoptotic signaling pathway; cellular response to amino acid starvation. Lineage: Eukaryota; Metazoa; Arthropoda; Insecta; Hymenoptera; Formicidae. Gene Ontology annotation, molecular function: death domain binding.
UCGAUAGUGCGACGCACACGAAGGCGUCGCGUCAGAACUCGGGAGUUGGAGCUGUUGAGUUGAAUGCUAUCGCUAAUUCGUUACCGGAGUGGCGAGGAAGAGAGAGAGAAAGAAUCAGUGUGUGUUGCGUUGUGUCAGCAAUUGGUAGCAUAUUGUGACGGAAAUUCAGUCGAGACUCUGAUCGACGCGAAAACAACGGUAUGUCAAGCAGCGGAGACGAGUGCAAGCUGAAGGGCGGUCAUCCCCCGGCAGUAAAGGCAGGCGGUAUGAGGAUAACGCAGCACAAGACACCGAAGGAUGAACGCGAGACGAAGCCUAGCAAAGACGUCGAGGAGAGCAGGCCGUCCAGCAGUCCGCCAAAGACAAUAAUGAUCAGUGGCGCUCCGGCCAAAGGAAAUGCAGAUUUUCCACCAGAAGCUGUGCAACACUUCCACGAGAAACCCAUACCGACUCAUGAUGCACGGCCAGCGCAUUGUUCGCGUCCCAUUAUCAUUAUAUAUAUAUGGGAGAUAGAUGAAGAACAGGCAGGCCUGCAUAACUAA